AUGUCCUUCAAGCCAGAGUUGUUCGAGGACGAAAAGGGCAAGAAGUUGCCCUUGGCGAAUGAGAACGAGCUGUUCAUCCUGCAGCGAGCCAAGAUCACGUUCCAGUGCAAGACGCCCGAUCACGCUGUGUUUAAGAGCAAAGGUCGGAUCUACUGCACUACACAGCGCAUCAUCUUCGUGGCCGAGAAGGGUGUCACGCAGAACGGCUGCUACUUUGAGGCCUUUGAAAUUCCGCUGGUGAAGAUGACGGAUGAGAAAUUCAACCAACCGAUCUUCGGCGCCUGUAGCAUUUCAGGGCUCGUUGCUGCCAACGUAGAUGUUGGAGAUGGCGGGAAUUGCUCGUGGAAGAUUACAUUCGCAAAUGGUGGUACUGGAGUCGUGCUGCCUGUGUUUCUGAGGCUGUUGGAGAAGCGUAAGAAGAAAGGAGAUUGA
Phytophthora infestans T30-4 is the source of this 432-nucleotide messenger RNA. RefSeq lists its product as uncharacterized. The transcript has 5 exons. Gene Ontology annotation, cellular component: nucleus. The record is from RefSeq and is a predicted model, not a curated record. Gene Ontology annotation, biological process: positive regulation of DNA-templated transcription. Gene Ontology annotation, molecular function: chromatin DNA binding; transcription coactivator activity. Lineage: Eukaryota; Oomycota; Peronosporomycetes; Peronosporales; Peronosporaceae. Bases 1 to 432 code for a protein of 143 amino acids.